AUGCCUUCUCUCUUCAAGACCAUUGUGGCUGCUCUUGCCGUCACUGCCUCCCCAGCUCUUGCUAACUUGUCACUGCUCCGGUCUCCAGUACCGUAUGCACAGGUGGCCAAUCGUGCACAAUCUCCUGGACGGAUGAUGGGACCAGCCCCAGCCUCGCCACGCUCCAAAACAUGGUCGUCGCUCUCUAUUAUGAUACUGAGCCUGAUGCAGUCCAUUGCCACUGUAAACGUUGCGGCGGCCAGUCAUUUGACCUUCACUGUUAACCCAUCUAUCGGCCCUAAUGGGUCAGCCUACUUUAUCCGAUUCAGGACCCCUAACGCCGCCCACACGUCCUAUUCGGCCAAUCCCACCUCUGUCAAUGGUGGUGCCCUCAAGAACGACGAUCCUGGUUCUCUCGCUGCUGGUGUUGCCGUCGUCGUCGCCGUUUCUCAUCAAACCACCUUGCACUUCACUCCUCACCAACGCUUUCCCAAUCGGCUUGACCCUUCCACCCAAGUUGAAAGUUGCUUUGCUGCCAGGACUAUCACCGCUCGCGCUCUCGAUCUCAUAGCCCCUUUUUCGAUUAUAGCCUUGCCCACCAGGAAUACAGGGAUUACUCGUUUCACCGGGCUCUCCAGUAAAAGUCUUGUCACCGAGUCUGCCAUAACGCCGGGUAAUGAGCAUCCAAAUUGCGCGUCAACAUCGGCCGCGGAAGAUUAUAGAAUGGAAGACAAUAGUGCUAUGUGUACGCGUGUUGAUUCCAUGUUGAACGGCUGUACGAAAAACAUGGCUUUAGGUUGUGUGACUCGCUUCGUUUCAUUAGUUGCCCUGACUCAGCUCCAUAACCCUCAGCAAGCAAAGAGUAUGCCAGCGACAAACGCUCCUCUACACGAGCUCAUACCCGUUAAUGAUGAUACUCCUGAUCUCGUAAAGCAAUGCAUAGACUUGAGAAUUACUGUGUUUGUAGACGAACAAAAGUUUCCACUUGACACGGAGAUCGAUCAAUGUGAGCCUUCGGUCAAUCAAGUAUUUCUCUGGUGUCCUAAUAUGCUAUACAUUUCUGUAGACGAUGGCACUGGCAAAUCUACCCAUCUAUUGCUAAGACUGGUUCCUUCUCUUGAACCGAUCGGUACCGUCCGUCUGGUACAUCUUUCUUCCACCGAGAAGAAGCUUGGACGACUUUGUGUACUCGAAGAAUACCGCAACUUCAAGUUCGGAAAGGACCUCGUAUUGGCAGCGCAUGACUAUUUACUAAACCAAGGAAGCUCACCAGGUGCAGAAGGCCCACCCGAUCCCUCUCACCUUCUCAAACCACGCAAACUAAGGGCCCAGAGGUUGACAGAUAUGUGA
This is a messenger RNA of Acaulospora colombiana, 1329 nucleotides long. The record is from the annotation of a GenBank genome assembly. NCBI's taxonomy places the organism in Eukaryota, Fungi, Glomeromycota, Glomeromycetes, Diversisporales, Acaulosporaceae.